CGAAUGGCGGAACUAAACGCAACUUGCCAAAUAUUUUGAAUUUUCAACGGUUUCCAAUUCACUAUAAUCUAAAAACUUCGAAACAUACUAAAUAUUGUGAAAAUGGAAAGUCGAGAUUUAUUUUUGGUUCAAGAAAGAGUAAAAACAUUCAAGAAUUGGCCAUUUAAUGAUAAAAACAUGUGCAACGUGCGUAAUAUGGCGGAGGCGGGAUUUUACUCUGUAGCGACUGGUGUUGAUGAUGCUGAUGCUGCGAAGUGUUUUCUUUGCGGCAAAGAGUUAGAUGGGUGGGAAGCGAGCGACGAUCCUUGGGCGGAGCAUAAAAGCCAUGCUGCACAGUGCGCAUUUGUGCAAUUAGGAAAGAAGGAGGAUGAACUAUUGCUUUCAGAAUACCUGUCAGUAAUCAAACAAUACAUGAUAAAUGAAAUAAAGAGAGUUGCUGAGGUGGCAAAAGAAAAGGUUGAUGAUAGAGCAAAAUCCAUUCGAAGAAAAUGCUUAGGAAGAAAAUAAUGUAAAUUUGUGAAUAUAGUUAAGUUAGUUUACACCAUGAUACAGUUUGGUUCUACCGACAUAUAGAAUAGGCUUUGUAAUGCAAAUCAAAUUUGACAUCAUAAAUUUAUGUUUCCUGUAGUAUUUAGCUUAUGAAACUAAAGUAUACGGAUGUCAGUUAAGAAUUGCGCAAGGUGGUUGCAUAAUUUUAAUUUAAAAAUGCAAUUUAUUUGUUGAAAUAAUACUAUUUUUCAGAUUUGAUUGAGAUUUUAUAUCAUAAUUUUCUCCCAGUAAAAAGAAAAAAGGGAGAAAAGUAAAAUAUAAAAAUUGUGAUGAAAUCUGCAAAAUAGUUUUAUUUUAAUGUCUAACAUUCAUAUUAAUAUAAGAAAUCAUGAUGCAAUUUAUGUAAAAAGUAUUUUCUGUUACAAAAUAAAGUUUUUCAGCUAUCUAAAUCCAAAAAUAAUUGUAAUUUUUUUAAGGCUCAUAAAACAAUUUUAAUUAUUAAGUUCUUAAGAACAGGUCAACUUGUCUAUUGAUACUGGCUAGAAGAAUGACAGCAAGAACAUUUGUUAUGGCCAUAAUGGGUCAGUAUUUUGUUAAGUUUCUCAGACCACCUUCUAAGUUACCUACUACUAUUCGUCUUUGCUUUAUAUAAGGUUUUCAUGGGGCCUCUCUUUGUCCAUUUUGGAUUUUGUUCUCUUAUAUGGCUCUCCUAAGUUUUUGUUCAAGGUUUGCAUGUUUGCCAAGGUUUUAUUGCAGUAAACCAGCAUAGGAACUACAUUGAAGUUGAAGGUAUCUUUUAAUAUAAGGGGAUACUGAAUUUUUGGGUUUAUAAAUACAAUAAUUAAUGUAAUAUAAAUAACUAAAAUAUUUGUAACUAUGUAAUCAGCUUCUGGAGCUCAACAUUUUUUUUUAUAAUGUGAAAUGUAUUGGUAAUGGUAAAUAAACUGUAACUAUUGUAAUAAAUAUUGAUAAUGAUGUACUGAGUAAGAAAAAUGCAGUUGAAUGUAUUUUUACGAUAACCUUAAUAAAAUUAUAGUAUGUGUUUGCAUA
This is a messenger RNA of Manduca sexta (tobacco hornworm), 1539 nucleotides long. It is a transcript of the gene Det, whose product is annotated as baculoviral IAP repeat-containing protein 5. NCBI's taxonomy places the organism in Eukaryota, Metazoa, Arthropoda, Insecta, Lepidoptera, Sphingidae. The transcript has 2 exons. The coding region runs from base 103 to 507 and encodes 134 amino acids. The record is from RefSeq and is a predicted model, not a curated record.